UGUCACCGUUACAAAUCUGUCAUGACAAACAAACACUUGUUCAGUAAUAAACCUGGCUUGCAUAUGAAGGCUUCUGUUACUGUGGUGUUCAAAGUCCACAGCGAGAGAUUAUAUAUUUUGGAGGGGGGCUUUAAAUUAUUUUGACUGCUUCCUCCAUUAUAAAUCAACAGAGUGUUUCCUCAUUCUCACCGACCUGACCACAUGAUGACAAAAAGAAAAGGGGUAGGAAUACGCUUAAAUCCAUCACUAAUUUGGGAACAGCACAAGGAAACCGCAUGGAAAAAGCUGUGCUGCUCCACUGAGGCGUUUUUAGAACUUAGUGAAAGUGAAUUGAGACUAAAGUAGCUAAAACCAAGAUAGCAGAAGCUCUAAGACUGCGUCAGGUAUUGGAUCAUGUCUGUGCUCCCCAGAGUGGUCUACAAGCGGAGGGCCCACAUCACAGCUCUGCCUCUCUACUAUUCAGGGCACCUGCUCAAGAAACUCUCCUCUGAGGCGGAUUUCAAGAUGUACUUUGCAGAGCUGCGAGGUGACACAUUAUUGCUGUACAAAGAUGUAAAGCAGGAUACAUACACAGAAAAGCUGAAUCUUCUGCAGCUGAAAUCCAUGCAACCAGUGUCUCCGUAUCAAAGGAAAAUGCCCACCAUCUUCAGCCUAGUGAUGCGCACAGAGGAGGUCCAUUUGAAGAUGGAUAACCCUGACACAGGAGAAGAGUGGCGGGGUUACAUCCUGACUGUCGUCAAAAAAGAAAUUCCCAGUCAACUGCAGCUCCUGCCUGGCCAGAGGAUGCUACUUGAGGAUGUUCUGGCUCAGGAGAAGAUAAGAAGCACCUAUGCCGAGAAUCCCCCACUCCCUCCUCGUCCAGCCCACCUUCUUGGGGUCUGCGCACCAGUGCUUCCGCAAGGGGACACACCUGACAACAGCAGUCCGGAAACAUUACCAUGUUUCUUCAAUGUGACCCGACAAGAAGCUGAGCAGAUGUUGAAGCAGAACCCGGAAUAUGGUGGCAUCAUUAUCCGUCCAUCCACCAUGGCCAACAGCUACGCCCUCACCCUCAGACAGGUCACAGCCAAGGGGCCUGUCAUGAAGAACUACAGGCUCAUCUGCACCAAGUCAGGAUUCACGAUCAAACUGGAAACAACAGUGACAGUCUCCUCCCUUAAAGAGGUACUGGAGUAUUUCUUAGAGAUGACUGAAUACAGCCUUCAUCCUUAUAUACCGGGUGAUAUCUACGACACUUGCAUUGACAUGAAAGCUUCUAAGCAUCUAAGCUCAACAAUGAGAAAUGUACCCAAGGCACAAACAGGGCCUGUGGUGCUUUCACAAACCAAGCAAGGGGAAGGUGAAUAUGUGUUCCCUGAUGACAACAACAUGAAUAAAGGUGUAAAUGUAGCAAGUUAUUAUCACAAAUGUUUGUGUGUUAAAUUUACUUAUAUAUUUUACCUUUUAAUAGUUCAGCGGGAUGCAAAACUUCGGCAAGUUGUUGGGCUACGGAGUAACAACACGGAGAAAGAGUGUACCAGGAAAGCCAAGACUGGCACUGAUCCUUUUGAAAUGCAAAGUACAUACAUGUAAACCAAUUAUUCUGAUUCUUUUUGUUUUCUGUCAAUAGAAUGUUUUCCCAGCUCAGCAACAUCUUGGUUUAAGAUAUUUUAGAUAGUACUCCAGAAGGACUGUAUAAAAAAUAAACUGUUACAAGAUGAAGAAAUCCUACAAUUACUUCAACAGCAAACAGAGCUGGCCAAAUACAAAGCCCUGAUUAAAAUGUUUACAGGAGAGGGAAAAGAAACACAUUCUGGGGAUGAUGGAUUAUUAAUUAUUUAUUUUUCACACAAACACGAGCAAGUCAACAAAUGAUGCCAAGGUUCAUUAAUAUUUGUAUAUGUUUCGUUAUGCUUAUCGGUACCAUGGAUCAUGUAAUGUUUAAAGAAAUAAGACCAUUAGGCUUUUAAAGACAUCGAAACUCAGCAAAAUAUUUAAUUGAAAAAAUGUUUUUUAAAAGCUCCCUUUGUCUCCCCUGCCUUGGUUAUGUGAUUCAGAGUACCAGUUUGCAUUAAUUACGUCACUUAAUUACGU
Corythoichthys intestinalis (scribbled pipefish) is the source of this 2073-nucleotide messenger RNA. RefSeq names its product signal-transducing adaptor protein 1-like. The record is from RefSeq and is a predicted model, not a curated record. Lineage: Eukaryota; Metazoa; Chordata; Actinopteri; Syngnathiformes; Syngnathidae. Gene Ontology annotation, molecular function: protein kinase binding; signaling adaptor activity. The transcript is spliced from 9 exons. Gene Ontology annotation, biological process: cell surface receptor protein tyrosine kinase signaling pathway; positive regulation of B cell receptor signaling pathway. The coding region runs from base 394 to 1572 and encodes 392 amino acids.